Molecule: messenger RNA, 3120 nt
Organism: Branchiostoma floridae (Florida lancelet)
Lineage: Eukaryota; Metazoa; Chordata; Leptocardii; Amphioxiformes; Branchiostomatidae
Product: MFS-type transporter SLC18B1-like
Exons: 16
Coding region: 590-2077 (495 amino acids)
Biological process (GO): transmembrane transport
Molecular function (GO): transmembrane transporter activity
Source: RefSeq, a predicted model, not a curated record
UAAUGCUUUUAUAUAUACAUACAUCGGCAUUGUAUUGCACAACAGCUCGCAACCCUCCCACCGACCGCUGUCUUCGACUAAUCGUGGUGACCUCAAUGGUAAAUGGUACGUCAGUUGACCUUUGACUUACAUACGGCAACCGAAGCAAGGUAGCACGACUGUGGUCGCACGCCAUUGACUGUGGUACCACAGCCGCGCAACCUUGCGCUGAUGCCGUCUGUAGGUCAAAGGUCAAAUGUGACGUCAAACCCUUGAGGUCACCGUGAGGACAGCAGUCGGUGUGGUGGGAGGGUUGCGAGCUGUUGUGCAAUACGAAUGCCGACGUAUAUAUAUAAAACCAAUAAUAGAGACUAUACCUCAAUAUGUAUGAGACGAUCCGUUUCCUUUCCGUCAUAUGCACUGUGCAGCAGAAGAUAACACAGCAGACAGGUAAGGAACAUGCCGUGGAUUUGUCGUGCGAUCUGAAGUUUAAUGAGUGACGAUGCGUGUCUAGGAUGUGUGUGGCGAUAUCGUGGGCGUGAGAGUUGUGACGUCAUAAAGUACACACAGACCAACAUUAGUUAUAUUCACCCACAAGAAGAUUACAGAAAUGAAGAAAGCCGAGAACGACGACAGCGAGACGUCGCGCUUGCUUGAUGCACAAAACGGCUCAAGACAUGUUCAGCUCGAGACAGACAGUGUCCCGGAUGUUGUGACGUAUGGAAGUGUGACGGACGAACACACGGAAGAAGUCGCUAAUAACACAGAGACUUCUACAGAGGAGGAGGGCUUCAGUCUAAGGAGAGCAUCGAAAAGACAGAUUUUAUCCUUCGUCUCCAUCGCCUUACUGAACUUUUCAGGAUUCUGUUACUAUUCUGUAAUAGCUCCGUUCUUUCCGAACGAGGCUAUAAAACGAGGGGUAUCGCAGACCGUGGUGGGAUUCAUAUUCGGAUGUUUUGCUGUUGUCAACUUCUUUGCGAAUCUAGUAUUCGGAAAAUACAUCACGGCCAUCGGGUCCAGGUUCCUGCUGACCAGUGGUGUGUUUGUGGCGGGGAGUUGUUCUGUGUUGUUUGGGCUUUUGGAGUACACGGAAGGGACGACAUUUAUGGUGUUUUGCUUCACGAUCCGGUCUAUAGAGGCCCUCGGUGUAGCUGGCUUCCAAACCGCUGGUACGGCCAUUCUCACCCAUGCCUUCCCAAACAAGGUGGCAACAGUCAUGGGAAGCCUCGAGAUUUUCACAGGCCUUGGACUGAUGGCCGGUCCGCCCAUUGGUGGUGUGUUGUACGAUCUUGGGGGCUUCAAGACCCCGUUUAUAACAAUGGGGCUCCUACUGCUGUGUUGCUGUGUGUUUGUAACUGUCCUGAUCCCACCUCAGCCAGAUGAACAGGAGGGAAAAACCGACAUGCCAUUGCUGGUCUUCUUCAAGCUUCCAGGUUUCCUUAUAGCCUGUGGUUUGGCCGUUGUGGUAGCCUGUAUGCUGGACUAUAUGGAUCCAGUACUUCAGCCGUACUUGAUCAAAGAGUUCAACACGUCCCCUGUCCACAUCGGCCUGCUGUUUCUGCUGUGGGCGGCUGUCUACGCAGUUCUAGCGCCGGGAUGGGGGUGGCUGGCCGACAAAAAGAAAUGUGUCCCCGUUAUGGUAACGUUAGGAAUGCUGGUGGCGGCGGUCGGAACUCUCCUGCUUGGACCAUCACCCCUCCUGACAGACUACCUCCACAUUUUACCAAGGAAACUAUGGGUAAACAUUAUUGCCCUGGUAGUGAUCGCGGCAUCGUGUGGGGCGCUCAUUACACCCAUCGUCAACAUGAUGCUUUGGGCGGCCAGUGACGCAGGCAUGGAGAACAACUUUGCCUUGUAUGGCGUGGUAUCGGGCGUGAUGAACGCCUUCUUUUCCAUUGGGGAUCUGCUAGGCCCACUGGCAAGCAGUGCUUUGGCGGAUCGGUUUGGCUUCCCGUGGAGUUCCACAGCAUUUGGAGGCCUGGUCCUGUUCUAUAUGCUUAUAACAAUGGCUUUUUACAUCUACGAUGGCUGCCUCACUCCUACACGUGAUCGCCGUGUGGUAUCAACCGAUGGAGAGAGACAGACGCUACUAGCAUGAAGUACCAGUACUGUGUACUUGGACAGCGUGCAUAUGUUCUGUGUUAUACAGCCUCUCACUGCCAGGGGCCCAAGGACUCUAUAAGGUCCACAAACGUAACCCAUCCAAAAGACUCGGUUUUAUGUACAUCCAAAUAUGAACGGAAUGAUUCUUAAUUCAGGCAGUAAAAUAACUAUUGAUGGCAGAGUAAACACAAAAGGCCGGCUACAAGCUCUAGCAGCGAAAUCUCAAAUGGCAGCUAAUCAGACAAAAUGACUGAAGCAGGUCGGUGCCUAAGCACACUGGGCCGGGUAAAGCACCCCAAAGCCGACCAGCAGAUAAUGGUGACCAGGCUAGACUAUUGUUUGCUGCUAAAUUUUACCCCACUCAUCCCCUUGCUGUAUGUGGACCUACAUACUUACAGGUUAUUACAGUACAUGGAAGGGUUAUUAUGGAAUUCAGCAGGCAGUUAGGUCUUAUCUUAGGCCCCCUAGCGGCUUUCCUCUGUACUGUAGCAGAACUUCAGAACUUUCCUAUCUCUUGUUCUGGACCGUGAUGCUUUGACCAUAUGCAUGUUAUGACUUGUUAUAGACAUUAUUUUUAGUGGUACAUAGAUCUCGUGGUCAGGAAGAAGUGACAUUUGAUACCUAAGAUCAGCCGCUUGGUGUUUCAAUCCUGCAUUGGGAAAGCUUCACCACUAAAAAACAUAACUUUAUGCAUACUGUACACUGUACAUACUAACGCUACCAAAAACAUAACUGUAUGAUUGGUUUAUUGAGUGAACUUAACCUUCUAAACCUUCUUGGCGAAGGCAAUAAGUAGGUCAUUUAAAAUAAGCCCAUGCAGUUCCUUACGAAAUCGCUAGAUCAAAGCCUCAGUCUGUACCCGAAAGAGACCGUUAGGGGUCACCAGAUGUAUUUGACACGCGAGCCGUCGCACAACAGCAUUGUACUGUUAGCUAACGAAGAACGCACUGUGCUUCGCCUCAUUACAGGACAGUCUGCUUUGUCUUGAUCCCUUUUAUGUGCCAUGUGGUCUUAUAAAUGAUCAGUGUUCAAGCCACA